GCUGUUUGUUCAUAUGGUAAAGACUAAAGUUGUUUGAGUGAAAAGGACGUUCCUUUCCCCCACCCAUCAGGAAACACUCCCUCUGAAAUAGAAGCUCUGCUAACUGCUACACACUUCUGCUCUCAACACUGCUGCUACAAACGUUUCCACAUUACACUGACUUACUGAUUACAAAUACUGUGUUAAGUGGAUUGUCUUCAUCACAAGUGCAAGUAAGGAUUCACCUUUUUUGUAGAUUGUGAGAAAAAGAACGAAAAAGAGGAAAAUGUUUCACGUCUAUGCUUCUGGUAGACUGACGCACCUGCACUGAGAUGACAAAGAUGGAACUCGGGCAAGUCCAUUCUUGGAAAACCAUUGACGGCAGUAAAUCAGUAUUGCAUUACUGGACUUGACAAGAAAAAAGGUUUAAGAGAAUUUCCCAGAAUGUUCAAGAAUUGCAGACGAGUUCGAAAAUGGACUUUUCUACAGCUUGUCUCGAUGUGCUGUAUCUUGUCAGUGCUCAUGGUUUGUUGGGACCAAGUGGAUCACCAUGUUGUGAGCCACGUAAAGUCAUACUCCUACCGCUAUCUGAUCAGCAGCUACGACUUCAUCAACAAAAGCCUCAGUGUCAGCCCAGAGGAAGCUGCCCAGUUUGGCAGUUUCCCAUUUCUGCUCAACAACAAGAACAUUUGUAAAGACCAGGAUGUGUUGCUGCUGCUUUUUGUAAAAUCCUCUCCAGGAAACUUCAAAAGAAGACAGGCCAUUCGCUCCACUUGGGGCAACGAGUCCUACAUAAGUAAUGAGCUGGGUGUUAUCGUGAAGGUAGUGUUUGCGAUGGGCGUUCACCCAAACAUGCCUUCUAAGAGUAUCCUACAGAAGACAUUGCACAAGGAACACAUGAACCACGGUGACCUGAUUCAGCAGGACUUUCUCGACACCUUUCACAACCUCACUGUUAAACUUCUACUUCAGUUUCGCUGGACACACGAGAACUGCGCCCAUGCCCGGUUCCUUAUGACUGCUGAUGAUGACGUAUUUAUCCAUUUACCUAAUUUGGUACACUACAUUCAGGACCUCAGCAGACAGAACAUACAUGACCUCUGGAUCGGCCACGUGCACCGGGGAGCGCCUCCCAUUCGCCAAAAGAACAGUAAGUACUACAUGUCUUUUGAGAUGUACCAGUGGAACUCCUAUCCAGAUUACACUGCUGGGGCUGGGUAUGUUGUCUCGGGAGAUGUGGCUGCCAAAAUCUAUCAGGCCACCCUGUCUCUUAAUGCCUCUAUGUACAUUGAUGACGUCUUCAUGGGUAUCUGUGCCAUUUUAGCCGGCGUCUCACCCCAGGAACAUGUUUACUUCUCAGGUGAGGGGAAAACACCCUAUCACCCAUGCAUCUAUGAAAAAAUGAUCACCUCUCAUGGACAUGAGGAUGAUGUGAGGUAUCUGUGGAAGGUUGCAACUGCCCCACAGGUACAAGAUAUAUCCUCUGGAUUAUUGGGGAAGCUGUAUUGCACAGCUGUGAAAAUAAUGCUUCUUUGUAAGCCGUACUUUUCGAACACCUAUUCAUGCAUGGCAGCUUUUACAUAAUGCACUGUGAGUCCAUGCAGUAUUUCAAUAUUUUUUGUUUCCUUUUGCUUUCAAUGUUAAAUAUUGUGAAACUUUUCAAUAAAGAUAAAAGCUAUGCACCUAA
This is a messenger RNA of Myxocyprinus asiaticus (Chinese sucker), 1666 nucleotides long. RefSeq names its product UDP-GlcNAc:betaGal beta-1,3-N-acetylglucosaminyltransferase 5a (gene b3gnt5a). NCBI's taxonomy places the organism in Eukaryota, Metazoa, Chordata, Actinopteri, Cypriniformes, Catostomidae. Gene Ontology annotation, biological process: brain development. Gene Ontology annotation, cellular component: membrane. The transcript is spliced from 2 exons. The record is from RefSeq and is a predicted model, not a curated record. Bases 424 to 1563 code for a protein of 379 amino acids.